GGCAAACCAGAAAGAUGCAUGAAAUGUUCCCUUUCCACUCCUGUCUGGUGUCUUUCUCUAUGGCUCCACCUUCCUCUUUAGACAAUCCCGACAGUGUAGAAGUUUCCAUCUCCCUUCCCUCUCCUCUCUCUACCCCCCUUCACUUUCUCCCCCCUCCUAGGGCGCUUCCUGCCUGGAAACAAAAGAUUGGUCCCCAGUAGCCCACUCAGGGCGAUUUUACUUUUAUGCUCACCAUCUGAUUGGCCUAGGUACGGUGCAGAGCCCAGGUGACGUCAUAGCAUAGAAGAGCUAGGGAGCGGUUGCUGAGCAGAGGGGCUCUACAGCAGGCAGGCAGCUGUGGCCGCAAACUGUCUGGGGUCUUACACUGGGGGCUGCAGCUUUUCCUCUCUGGGAGUAAGUGCACUGGGCGAAAGAAGAGCCGUGGGGGGUGGGGGAGCGGGCUGGGCCCGGGGCUGCGCCUGCAGCCGCUGGGCUGCAGCUCCCCAGCCCAACUGCCAGCGUGCUCCGAGGUACUGGAAAGGUCUUGGCAGGGUGGCUGGACCCUUGGCAGACUCAAAUCCAGGCCAACUGUAUGGCUGUCUGAGGUGUUGGAACAGAAGGAGGUCCAUUCCUGUUGGUGACAGCACUGUGGCCCUGUUCUAGGAUGAGCCAGGUAUAAAAGCUGCUUAGGCAUCUAUCCUGUUGCCCAAGUCAACAUUCCCAUCCCCAAAGAAUUUCAAGUAGACAAACCAGCAAAGAAUAUGCAAGCCAUUUCUCUUUGACUCUGAGCACACCUUGGGCCAAGAAGAUGGUAGAACUGCAUAUCAGCAGCAGGAGUUUGUGUGAUGCAUCCUCAUGAAAGGGAAGCACCUAAGUUUCAGCCAUUGGAAUUGAAGGAGCUGUGAAAUCAGCUGCAACUGAAAAUGUCUGACAGCUUGGAUAACGAAGAAAAACCUCCAGCUCCCCCACUGAGGAUGAACAGUAACAACCGAGAUUCUUCAGCACUCAACCACAGCUCCAAACCACUGCCCAUGGCCCCGGAAGAGAAGAAUAAGAAAGCCAGGCUUCGCUCUAUCUUCCCAGGAGGAGGGGAUAAAACCAAUAAGAAGAAAGAGAAAGAACGCCCAGAGAUCUCUCUUCCUUCAGACUUUGAGCAUACGAUUCAUGUGGGUUUUGAUGCAGUCACCGGGGAAUUCACUAACUCCCCUUUCCAGACCUCUAGACCUGUGACGGUCGCUUCAAGUCAAUCAGAGGGAAAACUGCCAGAUCUCUAUGGCUCACAGAUGUGCCCAGGGAAGCUCCCAGAGGGAAUUCCUGAACAAUGGGCUCGACUGCUCCAAACCUCCAACAUUACAAAACUGGAACAGAAGAAGAACCCACAGGCUGUUCUGGAUGUUCUCAAGUUUUACGACUCCAAAGAAACAGUCAACAACCAGAAAUACAUGAGCUUUACAUCAGGAGAUAAAAGUGCCCAUGGAUAUAUAGCAGCACAUCAGUCGAAUACCAAAACAGCUUCAGAACCUCCUUUGGCUCCUCCUGUAUCUGAAGAAGAGGAUGAAGAAGAGGAAGAGGAAGAAGAUGAUAAUGAGCCCCCGCCUGUCAUUGCACCAAGACCAGAGCAUACAAAAUCAAUCUAUACUCGUUCUGUGGUUGAGUCAAUUGCUUCACCAGCAGCACCAAAUAAAGAAGCCACCCCACCUUCUGCUGAGAAUGCCAAUUCCAGUACUUUGUACAGGAAUACAGAUCGGCAAAGAAAAAAAUCCAAGAUGACAGAUGAGGAGAUCCUAGAGAAGCUAAGAAGCAUUGUGAGUGUUGGGGACCCAAAGAAGAAAUAUACAAGAUUUGAAAAAAUUGGCCAAGGGGCAUCAGGAACUGUUUACACAGCACUAGACAUUGCGACAGGACAAGAGGUGGCUAUAAAGCAAAUGAACCUUCAACAGCAGCCCAAAAAGGAAUUAAUUAUUAAUGAAAUUCUUGUCAUGAGGGAAAAUAAGAACCCCAAUAUUGUCAAUUAUUUAGAUAGCUACUUAGUGGGUGAUGAACUGUGGGUAGUCAUGGAAUACUUGGCUGGUGGCUCUUUGACUGACGUGGUCACAGAAACCUGUAUGGAUGAAGGACAGAUAGCAGCCGUCUGUAGAGAGUGCCUCCAAGCUUUGGAUUUCUUGCACUCAAACCAAGUGAUCCACAGAGAUAUAAAGAGUGACAAUAUUCUCCUCGGGAUGGAUGGUUCUGUUAAACUGACUGAUUUUGGAUUCUGUGCCCAAAUCACUCCUGAGCAAAGUAAACGAAGCACUAUGGUGGGAACUCCCUAUUGGAUGGCACCUGAGGUGGUAACUCGAAAAGCUUAUGGCCCGAAAGUUGAUAUCUGGUCUCUGGGAAUCAUGGCCAUUGAAAUGGUGGAAGGUGAACCCCCUUACCUUAAUGAAAAUCCACUCAGGGCCUUAUAUCUGAUAGCCACUAAUGGAACCCCAGAGCUCCAGAAUCCCGAGAGACUGUCAGCUGUAUUCCGUGACUUCUUAAAUCGCUGUCUUGAGAUGGAUGUGGAUAGACGAGGGUCUGCCAAGGAGCUUUUGCAGCAUCCAUUUUUAAAAUUAGCCAAGCCCCUGUCCAGCCUCACUCCUCUGAUUCUUGCUGCAAAGGAAGCCAUUAAGAACAGUAGCCGUUAGAAGUGCAAGCCUUACCCCUCACCGUCUCCCGGAUGAGUAAGACUGAACUAAAACUCUGCUGCAGGAUCCACAGAAGAAAAGACAGUCAAAUGGAGUGGGGGUUCUUUAACUUUCAAGUGAAUAGAAACUUCUUAUAAACCUUUUUCCUACUCCCUCAGAUUAUGUAAUUUAUUUGUAAGCCUGAACCGCAGCCCACACAGGGCAGCAAUGUCGAAGUAGCCAUUAAGUGGCCACUUCCACCGUGAAGCGAGAGAGCCAGUAGUGAAUCCCCUCAUUCGUGCAUUUACUUUGAAGAAAAAGAGAUUUCUCAAAGAUGCACACUCCCUCUUCAUAGUGCUGUGUGUUUUUAAGUUAGAGAGUAGUCCCCCUUCCAUUCAAACCUCUUUCAAAAUCCCUUACCCAACGUGAUGUUUUUUCACUUGCAUUGUCAUUAGAUGUCCAGAAAAAAAGAUGUCAAAAUGUUUUUUUUAAAAAAAAGAAAGCAAAAAAGCAAAGAAAAAAAAACAAAACAAAAAACAAACAAAAACGAAAAAAAAAAAAUAGAACAAGUGCCGUGUGAAGCCGUGGACGUCCAUGCCCUAAUCGAGUCGCAAGUUUUUAUUCUUCUGUAGUGGUGGCUUGGUUUGUGUACCUAUUUUUCUGCAUUUGUAUUGGAGAAGGUUUCCUUUAAGACAUUUUUCCGAAAACAGGAGGAAUAGGAGUCAAAACAAAGCUCUAAUUGUGAGAUCCUGUCACAUUUCGCAUGGAUGCUAAUGGAGUAGUUGAAUUGUCAUGUGAAGCAGCUCGUUGGCCUCUGUGAUAACAGAGAAAGGACACACUGAAAAUGUGGCAGCGCUGCUGGGUGAGUCCAGGUCCUAAACCUAGGAUAUCCUGAUGGGAGAAACCUUACUUACACAAAGAUGGGACUUUCUCUGAGAGCCAAAAGGAAAAUGCAGAACUCCUCAUUGGGCAGUAAAUAAGCGAAGAUGGUGAAUUUAGUCCUCUCUUGUGCUCCUGUAACAUAGGCAUUGUACAAUAGGCACAUUCUGAGGAAAUAGAUCCAUUAGCCGAUGUUCUUCAUGAUGAAAAUAUUCAUUUUGGCAAUUUGUAACGCAUAAGAAUUUUUUAAAGAUUUUAAAGAUCUAGAGAUCAGAGAUGUAGUAAAGUAUUCAACUCUUUAAGGAAUGGAAAGUCAAUGAAAGCUACAUCCCAGUCAACACUUGGCUCUAAAUACUUGAAACUGAUUUUUCUACAUAUCUCCAAUCUCUUUUUUUUUUUUUUUUUUGGUAUUUGACUAUGGUAUGUUCUUAUUUAGUUACUUGGGCUUUUGCCCUUUAAAAGCAUGUUCAUAAAAAUGUUGGAAAUUCACUGAAAAAAUAAUUUUUAUCUGUACUCAUAUUUCCCAACGGAAUUCUUUUUGUGGCUUGAAAAAUAAUUCCAAAAUUUGACUAUUAUUUCACUAUUUGUAUUUAUUAAAAAUUUAUUAGCUAAUCUUCUGAGUGUAAAAAAAAACAUCUGGAAGGUGUCUGCAUAGAAAAGGAUAUGUCUCUUUUGAGUGUGUAGUCGGUUGUAUGAAUUCUAGAAAGUUGUUUCUCUAAGCCUUUGAAAAGCCAACAAUCUAUGUUAUACGCAUUUCUUAAUUUUUUUAGAAUUAGAGAAACUGAAUAGACUUUCCCUACAUUCAGCGAGAGGGGAACAAAAUGAGUGGCAUCUGCCUCUCUUCUCUGUGAGGGCCAUCUGUCCAUUUAAGCAUCCAUCCAUUCCUUCAAAUGAAAGCACUUUCUCUAGAGUUUCUGCUGAUCAUAUAGUACAAUGUUUAUGUUGAGAGAUGGUACCACUGGUGGAUUUCCUAUUUUCCUACAUUAUAAAAUUAAGGAGGGGCUUACCCUUCCCUGAAAAUAUCCACCGUGGAAUAAAAAACAAAUGUGAAGAGAAAAAUCAAAUGAUUAUAUUAAUUUCAAGCUUAUUUUGCAAAGAGAUAUUUGGGCCUGACAUUUUAAAUGUCACACCUCUCUAGUGAGAGAGAAAGAACAUUAAGUUUUUUAUUCUAUUUUAUUUUAAAUGAAGGAUUUUUCCCACUUGUAGUGCCAGGGAAUUCCACAAAUUCCUGGGAUGUAAACAGAAUUCAAUCGAUUGAUGACUGUGCUCUGCUAAUAGAGAGAACCCACACCCUGGCUGGGAAGUCCAAGACAUCAAUUAACAUCCUCUGCAUGUUGUAAAGGCCUUUGUUGUUGUUGCUGCUGUUGCUGUUGCUGUUGUUGUUGUUGUUGUUGUUGCUGUUGUUGUUGUUGCUAUUGUUGUUAUCCUUAUUUAGAAGACCCUGGAGCUGUGGUCCUUCAGGUCUCUGUUGGCAGAGAAAUGGCUGCUCCUGAUGCUCUCCACUCAGCCUAUUAACAGUGAAGGGCCAGGUACUUAUUUCCCAUCAUUCUGUACCGAGGUUUAAUAGUCUGUUCUAGUAGGCAGUACUCGUACAAAAUUAUACCUGUGUACAUGUUCCAAUGAGAACAGCUUCUACAGUCUUUUACUUGUGUUGAAAAGUUACAUAUAUUUCUAAUAAGUAUUAGAGAGAAACUUUUUCUCAUGCCAAAAUGAUGCUGAAGGGUCCAUACUUGCUAUACUCGAACAAAGUAGCCUCCAGAUGGUUGAUAGUUUAUUCCCUUUCCUUGAUUUGUUUUGAGCUCAUCUUAAUACAGAUGAGGCUGUCCAGACCUUUAACAUUGCUAGUGUGCCCUGAGACAUUUGUGGGCACAUUUUUGAAUGUUGAUUCAAAAAUGUCCUGAGGUAGGAAUAGGGCAGUGGGAAAGUCAGGGAAAGGUGAGAAGCACAGUAAAGAUUAUUUAUUUAAGAAAGAAUAAAACAUUGAUAUUGUAGCAAGGAUCCAGUUUGUUGUCAUAAUCCCAUGUGGAUUUGGGGAUGACGCGAUCCCCCUAAAUCAAUCAACAUGUUGGGUAAUGACUUUGUUCUUGCUGAUCUUGUCUGUGUGUCAUUGUAAAUAUUUGUGCGUCCAUGCUCCAUUUUGGCUACUGGAUGGCCAAGUCACAUAAAAAGAUUUAACUCGAGUAUUUAUUCUUUAAUUGUGUUCUUCAGAUUCCUUUCAGGCGUAUGACUUGCACCUCCAAUGCUUUAGUUGAACCACCUAGUCCUCACAUCUAUCAAUUCCCUGUGAAGCACAUUCCAUUGCUAAAAGAAAAAAAAAGAAAUAGAAAUUGCUUCCUGUUUUCUGUAUAACUGUUUUGAUAGUUUAAGAUGUUUGUCUAUAAUGGAUAUUUCUCACCUCAAAGAUCGUGUAAAUAAUUAUAUCCAUUUCCUCAAUGGGUCGUUUAUUUCUAAUGAGGCUGCCAGUUCUCAGAGAGAGAGUCUACGGAGUCGCUUUUUAAAAAUACAAACAGGGAUUACAUCUAUGUAAAAAGAAGUGUGCAUAUGCAUAAAGACUGGGAACACAGAUAAUUGAAAUCAGUUGUGUUAGGGUGGUGGGGUUCCGUGAAUUUUUUUCUUUCAGAAAUUUUCUUUCUUUGAUAUUGAUAUAUUAAUAAUUGAAAUAAAUAACAGAAGGGGAACUAUAGAAACAUAGAAGAGAUACCAGAAGCAGACACCUUCUGGCCAGAGCCCAGAGCAUGCAGGGCACAGAUAUUUCCUAGUUACAAUUAUUCUGUAGGCUUUAUACUUGCCUGGGUACUGAGGUUGGCACACGCUCAGGUAUGGCACAUGCUUUCUUAUGAGACUAUUAUCUAAGUCACGCUAAGGAGACAUCACUGCUAGAACUCCAAAUGCAUUCUUCUGCUAUAAAACAGGUUGCCUUCAGCUUAAGUAUGGCAUCCAGGAGUCUAUUUUGUUUGCCUUAGAUUGGAGGGCUGACAACUUAAUUAGCCCUGUUGAUAAUACUUGUUUUAGAUGCUACCUUUCUAGCUUGUUUUAAGAGAUUUUCAAGGUCAAUUUUGGAAGGAUAGAAGGGUAAAAGAGCUAGCUCCUACCAGUUCCUGGCAUAACCAGACCAAUCAUUCUGACAGGAGUCUUCUUUAAAUAACCAUAGACAAAUCCCAUUGGUUGCGAUGGAAAUUACCAUGUACUAUUAAGCGUAACUGCAAAAUUAUUAAGAGAAAUAUUUAGGAUUGUCUGUUAACAUUCAGUUCCAGUCCUAUUAGUUUUGGCUUGGGAUGGUCUUUGGGCUCUUGUGCUGCGUGACUGUAGCAUGUAGGCAGUGAUCGUGGUUUUUUAAAAGAAAGGGAGACCAGCCAUCAAAGAAGAAUUUUCUUCUAACUCACCAAAGAAAUUUUAGGUGAGGACGUCAUUAAUGUAUGUUCCACAGUGUCACCAAAAGCAGAGUGUAUCCCCAGAAAACUCACAGGCAUUCGCUUAGCUCUUCAUAAUACAUAUGGAAGUCUUCACCCUGCCAUCCUGGUUGAAUCUUUUCCUGGUUGAAUCUGAGCCUUUUGAAGUUAAUAUUCAAACAAAUGAAUGGCGUGUUAUAUAAACGUCUCCCAGUCUUCGAAGAAGGAGCCUGAAAUUCAGCAUUUGUAAACUGACAGUCUAAUGGGCCUGGGAUUUGGAGUAACCUUAACACACAAUACUGGACAUAUACUUGCAUGUGGAUUGGAAAGGAAAUAAAUAGGGCCUUGGGAAUAAGGGAAGUGUUUCUCCUAUGAAAGAAUUUUUCAUCAAAGACUUAUUUCUGCUAUAAUUUUGGGUUGUUUGGAUUUUGGUUUUAUCUCUUCUUUUCUGCUUCACACUCCUUCAGUGAUCAACUACAUCUAACCAACUUCUCAUGCUUGGGAAUGUCUGUUUAUCAUCCAACAGUAUCUCGCCGAAUCUGCAAAUAUGGGACUUGAGAUAUCACCAUGUGCACACCUCUGACUAUACAAACACUACCGACUUGUAGCAUUGACUGCCACGUAAACCUAUUGAACUUGCAAGGUGAACUUAAAAAAAAAAUCUAAUUAGUGACACCAGACUCUCCCCAGAAGCUGCCAUCAGAUGAAUGCUGUCCUGUUAUUACCGACAGUAAGGCAAGCACCGUGGUCACCUGACUCAGUACCUAGGCAAAACCUGACAGUAAUGCUAAAGAAUAAGUCAGAUGUAGUAAAACACAUACCCAGGGAGGAGAUCUCGAUGUUAACAUGGGUAUUUUACCUAACUUGCUAUGUGACCGCGAGCAAAUCACUUAGCCCUUCUCUUUUAUUCAUCUAUAAAGUCAGGGCAUUGAAUCAAGUGCUCUUCAAGGUCUUUCCAAAAGCUCUGACAUUGUAUGAGGUAACAGUUUGCCUUGCAAAUUCAAUCAGCCAACGUGGUGGCAAAUAUCACAAGCUUAAGCCUGGAUCUCUUAGGUUGCAGCUCCACAGAACCAUGUACAAUGGAAAAACUCAAGUAAAUGAAGUUAACAGCAGCAGGGAAUGUUGAUCAAACUCAUGGAAACCUUCCAACUUCCUCCCAACUGUUUUGUUUUUAUUUUAAUGUCUUUUUUCCACUGAAUGUUCCCAGUUUUCAUUUUCUAUACGCUGUACAUGAAGUCUGGUUUCCAUAAAGCUGUGGCUAGCAUUUGCUACUAGAACAGAAAUUCACUGUCACAUUUCAUAGAAUAAAACUGUACUUGGGCCUCUCUAUUCCUAUGAAGCAGUUCUGGGGCUUAGAGCAUUAAAGUAUAAAGUGGCACAGGAUGGCCGAACCCAAGCAUUUUAAUGGCUAAGACCACAGAGUGGACCUAUGUAUUGACAAGUUACAAAAAAGAGCAACAGAAAGGCAAUUGCAUGCUUUUAGCUGACACAUUAACUGUUGGGAUCAAAGAAAACAUUUCUCAUGGAAAUUCCCACAGCAAUUGGCUAUGAGUAUGCCACUGAAAAAGAAGAGAAACUAGUUAGUUUGGUGGAUGGUCCCUUACUGCCUGCCUACAGCAGAGUGCCAACCAACCUGGAGUGUGAAAUUCAAGUUCAAUGUGUGUGCUUGUGUGUGGUGUGCUUUUUGGACCCGCAUAUACUAUAUUCAUUAGUGAUGAUAAGAUCUUUCACCAUUAAUGGGUUGAGUUUGAAAAUCUCAGUACAUCUGACAAUAGCUGUCAGAUCGCACGGAUACUGAUAUCUGCUGGGAUUGAACUCAUAACAUCCAGAUAAAAUAGAUUGAGGAGGAUCUUCAUUUUCACCGUUUAUCCAAGUUGUAUCUCAUUUGGCUGUGCAUUACUUUUGUCAAAAUGUGUUGUUAUUUGUUAACCCAUGUGUAGUGAAAUUCUUCUGUAAUUUUGGAUUAAUGGUAUUUAUGGUCUUAUGUUUGUUUGAUUAUUAAGUAAGUUAUUUCUUUUGUAGACUUGCUGAUGGUAUGACACCAUCCCUCUGCCCUCAGCAGCUGAUCUUUUUGAGGAUUUUUAUUUCUAAUAUUGUUAUUUUAAAUUGUGGUUGAAGCAAUAGAAAUUUGAAAUAUGGAUUGUGCAUGACUGUGUCUUGAGUGUAAAAAUAUUGCAGUUUGAAACUUGGACCUAAAGUAUUGCAAAUAAAAUGACAAACAUCA
This is a messenger RNA of Rattus norvegicus (Norway rat), 9116 nucleotides long. The record is from RefSeq and is a predicted model, not a curated record. Lineage: Eukaryota; Metazoa; Chordata; Mammalia; Rodentia; Muridae.